CGAGGCGAGUAGGACAUUCGUCCAUUCGCCCACCCGAAUGGCACGCAAUGGAAUCAGCCAAGUCACCCCCACUUAAAAGCACUCUGGACCCUUUAAUUAGGCCGCCACUGCUCACACACACACAGACCUUCCCCACCCAAUCGCACACGACCAGCCGCCGCCCGGCCAAUAGCACUCACCGCUCACCCCGCCUCUGUCCCCCUGUCGAUGACAUCACGCUCGAGGCCGAACGGCCGCAGCACACGGCGGAUAGCACCAACCGACUCGGGGAACCGCUUGGCGAACGAUCUGAGUGCAUCGACAGCAGGUCGCUCGGUCGUGUACAGCUAAAUGCUGCCCCUCCCCACCCACACGAAGGCAGCGACGGUCUCGUUGGGUCGGAAGCCGCUCACUAUCACACGACGAGAGUCUAUCGCAUAAGCAGAAUUGAGAUUGCCCCUGUCGUAGCGCCGGUGGACAGGGAUGCCCUGAUCCUCUGUGAUGGCCGAUGUCAGUAGACGUUCACAGCGAGGGUCGCUCCGGCCGAAUCGGAUGUCUAUCCUCUCGGCUGCCACCUCACCGGACCACCGACUGAGCAGCCUGUCCAGCAGAAAUGCCGAGAAUGAGGGGGAGAGAGAGAGAUAGACGUCCCAGCGGAUGACGGGAUCGGUCCGCUUGUAGCCGUCAGCAUAGCGAUGGCCGGCCGGCAGAUCACCAUGAGGCACCACACGAAAUGACACAUUGCCAACCCGAUAGGCCCCGUUGUUGGCUUGCUGCAGCGCCAGGGUGACCCCGUUUUUUGUCAGCUGACGGCUGAAGGUGGAGUAGAUGGCCAAUGCGAUCGGCAGCUGGUGCAAGGCCGUUGCUGUGGGCAGCGAGUCGGCCGGCAGCCGAAGGGGCAGAGUCGAGUCGGCGGGGGUCAGCCGAUGGAUGAAGGCCACCCGAAGGAACCGUCCCAUCGCCCGCCACUCCUCACCGGUGCCCUGCUCCAGCAGCCAGGCGACCCUCAAGCCGCCCUCCACGUCACCAUCAAUGUCGAAGGCUAAGACGUUGUCCAGGCCGAGACGACUGAUGGCCUUGUUGACGUGCUGCUGGACGCCGUUGAGCAGCGUGCUGGUGACGGUCGCCGAGGUGUGGCCCAGGAGCUCCUGCUGCCGAGUGCGGGUGACGAUCUGUGAGCGGAGAGCGCCUCGCGUGGCAUCGUCAUUCGCCAUGGCCAUGCGGACCAUCUUGCUGAUGGGCAGUGACAUGUCAAAGAGCUCGGCGGGCUGGAAGAGGGGCUGGGACGAGGGCGCUGCACGAGUGGGCUGCAUCAGUCGUGACUGUGGAAAGGUCUCAGAGAAGCGUGGUGACACUGUGCGUGAGAGAUCUGCAGGCACACAGCAGACCCAUGGCAGCAGACACGGAGAGGCAUCGGUUUUUCGGCAUUUCGAUGACUCCUUUGCUUCUCUGGCUGUCUUACCCUCACUGAGUGGGUGGCUUGAGAGCUGCAAAGGCCUCGGAAUCUUCCCAGUCGUCUGCGAGCUUGAUUCGUAGAUCUCGUCGCUUUUCCUUGCAUCUUCCUCACAGCAGGGCCGUGUAGAGUUUGUGGGAGAUGCCCAAAGAGCUGUCGUGAUGUCAUCGAUCCACGCGAUGCCGCCGCCAAUCUGACUGAGUGAUGCUGAUCUGACGCAUCGAGGUGAGAGAGGGUGGGCAGGAGGGCCUGAUGGCAUCAGCAAUGACAGUCUGCGACAUCCGUGUGUUUGUCGCAGAUUUCCAGCACUUUCAAGUGGCGUCCAGCAACAGAGCGACAGUCAAAGGCAGCCGGGGAGCCAACUGAGGUACGGGAAGCGGAAGAAAGCGACUCGGAGGCUCACAGAUCGAUGAGGCGCCACCGGUGCAUUCACUGAUAUGAUGUCCGUGCAGUGACUCUUUGCAGGUGUGCAGAUGUGAUACCUGGAAGGCCGUCAUUGGCGAUGUUCCCGAAGACGACUGACCGGCUGGCGUGUUGGCUGCUGCGCUGUCUGGGCCACAUAAGCCCCGGUGGCCAGUGGAUGAGUGUACAGAGAGGGAUGUCAUGUCGUGUCGAUUGUCGAUAGCUGGCGUAUCUGUCUGGGUAUGUAAAUGACUGACUGGAUGGAUGGAUGGAUGAGACCACUGCCAGUGGCAGUUAGAUUGGGAAACGUUCGUCCGUGUCCUUGAUUGAGCCACAUUUGCUCGACCUACUGUCGUGAUCCUGGUCAGUGGAUCAGACAGACCGGUGGGGUGGCAGUGGCUCAAAGGCAUUGCCAGUGUGAUGCCUCUCAGCGUCUUGGAUGACUGGGUGCCUGUCUGUCUGUCUGUGAGUAUGGCUGUGGGUCGACUUGACGCUGCCAGUGACGGUGGAUGGGCGUGGGACUGUGAUCGACAAAUUCGUUGGUCGUAGCCCCUAGCUCGUCGCGCAAAAUAUUGUAUGUGUAGUGGCCGUGAGUGAAGAAAGACUGACAUGCACUCGUUGCAAGCGACAAAUUGUGCCAAUCGACACGUAGACCACCUUCUACCAACCACCCAAGCCCACCACUCGGCAAAACCACCGACACAUUGGCGUAGGCACACCCAGGGACUAGACAUGCCAUACAGCAGCUGCUGGCACAGUAAGUACAUAGCCACAUAACAUACACUCACUACACAAACAGACACUCAGGCAAAGAGAGAGGCGGACAGACAGACAGACUAUUCGAUCACGUAAGUAAUACGCAGGCAGGCCUGCAGGCACUCUGCACUGCAAGCGACGAAUCAAUGGCCAUCCAUCCAUCCAUUGAUUGUCUAUUGUACUACGCAGCCACACGGCACGGCAGACACAUUGGUGUGGGCACACCCACGGACGGGACGGAGCGGAGCAAACACUCCUGGCUGACAUGACACCCAUGAGUGCACUGGGCCUGACAGAGACGCAUACUCACUAACCUAAACAUCAUCGAAGACACGCUAUCAAUCAGCAUCGAUGGAACCGCUGUGUGCCAAGCAGGAGAUAGAUACUAAUUGGAAGCGGCACAGCAGAGAGGCGUGGGCAAACCCACGGAAAAGAAACACACACUACACAGACACGCACACACAACCACGCGCAGCACGAUGCACAUACACACACACACACGGCACAGACGCACGCGUAGGGACAGACACAGAGGGGGUGGGGUGAGUGUGUGGGGGGUGGGAUGCUGCAAGUAAGUGUAUGUGUAUGUGUAUGUGUGUUUGUGUAAGCAAGUGCCAUACAUCAGUGCACACACAUGUACACGCACCGAUGGACACACCAUGUGUGUGUGUAGAGGUGGAGAUGGCUGGUUGUGAGUGAGAUGCAAUCUCUGCCCGACAGACACAUGGGUGGGCGUGGGCACCAUCCGGACCACAUCCCAUAGACUGCGGACAAAGAGUGCAGGGUAAAGUCGGUACGUGUAUGUAUAUGAGGUGUGCGGCGGCACAAGGAGCUGUCGACGGGAUGAUGGAUGGGCCGAAAGCGCGGCCAGCGACGAAAAACAGCGGCGGAAAGAGCAGUGCUCCUGCGCAGCAGGAGAAAGCUGCGCUUCGUGUCGGCAUGUGUGUGCCUUAGUGGGUGGGCGUGUCGCGGGCCGCCAAGCAAAACCGCUGGAUGACAAAGGGAAGCCUGUCGAUGAAUGGUGGACCACAACUGUGGAGUAAGUCAGUCAGUCAGUCAGUAGGUGGUGUGUGAGUGUGUGUGGUGAGUGAGUGGGAUCACACAGUCAGUCGUGUCCGAAGUAAGUGUCUGGUUGGUAUGUGUGUGUGUGUCUCUCUGCACAUGAACACAUCUGGCUGAUGCAAACAAACAGGAGAAAGUGUUUCAGGCCAAAGCACACAAUAAACAAACGGCUGGCUGUUCUCCUCUCCCUGUGGACGGACGCCUGGCUAGAACAGGUCGGGUCAGGUCAAGGGGGCUGCACCCAACACCGCCAAAGCAGCAGAGGAGCAGUGAGUCGGUGGGUGCAGUAAGGUAAUCCUAUACAUCCGUGCAGCACAUGGUGAGUGGAGUGAGUAAGUCGAAUGAACCGUGGACAGAAAUACAACAAACACGCAGUCAGUCAGUCAGUAGUGAGUCGACACGGAUGCACACGGGCAUGGCGUUACGCUCACGCCUCUACACGCAUCUCACGCAUCCACGAACCAUGGGUCACGAUUGUCACCACAUGAGAGUGAAUUCGUCUGUCAUCCAUCCAUCCAUCCAGACACACACACCCCGACACGCUGGCUGCAUCACAGUCAGUCAACGGGCAGGCAUGGGCCUCAUCCAUCCAUUCUGGCAGCCAGUCAUUCACAAAUACGUACAAGCAAUAAGUAAGUAGAUGCAGGUGCCUCCCUGGCCGGCGUGCCACAAACGGCAUUUUGGCGGGGGCAAAAGCAGCUCUCGUACAGGGCGGCGCCGAACCACACGGCGCCUGCUGGUGGAGCCGGGGGCGAGACGGUCUCCUCAGGCGGCUCCUACGGCGGUGCUGGUAGGGCCUGUUUGAUAACCCCCUGCACCUGCAUCUGGAUCUGCUCCUCACUCGGUAACUCCACGUCGCCCUCCCCCUCGGUCGCGGCACCCUCCUGUGAGAGAAUGACCCCCGCAGAUGGGAGGCACGCACGGUACAUACGUGGUCUGCUUGUCUGUUUGUGUGUUGGUGCUGUAGUCUUACCUGAGGCGCGUCUUCUGUGACGGCUUGUUCGAUCUUGGUUCCCUCCAGUUGCGGAAGACGGGCGAUGUGCCCAGGUCGGGGGAGACAGACGGUGAGGGAUGAAGGCUGGGAGAGGGAGGGGGGGAGGCCGAGGAGGACGAGUGGCGGGAGGGCUGCUCGGCCGCAGCUGCAGCCAUGGCCACCUGCCGCUCCCCCAUGGCAACGAACAGGAUGUUGGCCUCGCGACGCACG
Messenger RNA from Vitrella brassicaformis, 4856 nucleotides. NCBI's taxonomy places the organism in Eukaryota, Vitrellaceae. The record is from the annotation of a GenBank genome assembly.